GGAUAGGGUUUAGCUUACGCCAGUGAACGCGACGCGUAAGAUACGCUUUCAGCUUUGGGUCUACUUCACUCUUACCUCUUCACCAGACCUCCACUUUAUUGACCCAUCAUGGCUCAACCCACACCUUUUGCUCUUACGGUACCUUCUGAAGACCCGAAGAAAAGGGCGAAGAAGACCGAGGAGGAAGGCAAGGAGAAACUGAAGGAUGAUACCAAAGAGGGCGAAGACCUCUCUGAUGAGGAUCUUCAGCUCAAGAAUGAGCUUGAAAUGCUUUUAGAACGGCUGAAGGAACCUAAUACCGAACUCUACCGUCCAGCACUAGAAACGCUGCGAACACUUAUUAGAACCUCAACUUCCUCUAUGACAUCCGUCCCCAAACCUCUGAAGUUUCUGCAUCCCCAUUACCCCGAGCUACAAUCCCUGCACGAGAAAUGGCCUCCGUCAGAAGACAAGAGUCUGUUUGCAGACAUUCUCUCUGUUCUUGCAAUGACGUACUCCGAUACUCAACCUCGGGGAACUCUCCGCUACCGUCUCUUGUCCGACUCACUUCGACCAGCGGGUUCACCCAUAUCUGAGCCAGGUUCAUGGGGUCAUGAAUAUGUUCGUCAUCUUGCAGCUGAGCUUGGUGAAGAAUACAAUGCUCGGGAACUUGGCGAAGAGGAAGAGAAUAAACCUGUCAUAAACGGCAUUGAUGGGAAACCAGGCGUUAUUGGAACCGACGACCAGUUGCGUGUGUUGGCAAUGGAAUGCGCGACGUUCUUGCUGCAACAUAAUGCUGAGCCGGAUGCGGUCGAUUUGCUGGAGGAACUUGAGAUUGUGGAUCGGAUAACGGAGCUUCUGGACGAAAACACCUACAGCCGAGUCUGUCAAUACAUGGUUGCCUGCGUAAACCUUCUACCGCCUCCAGAUGAUGCUGCCUUCCUCCGGACAGCCCAUAGAAUCUACGUGCAGCACAAGAAGUUCCCGGAAGCACUCUCACUUUCAAUACGAAUCGGCGAUCCGCAACUAAUUCGCGACGAUUUCCAUGCUCCCGCCAACCCAUUGAUGAAGCGUCAACUAGCGUUUUACCUUGCAAGAGCACAAAUUCCCAAGGAAUGGCUGGAGCUCGACGAGGAGGAAGAAUUGCCGGAAGAUCUUCUUGACUGUCUGAGCAAUACGCGGCUAAGCCAACACUUCAAGGAUUUUGGCAAAGAAUUGAGUGUCUUGGAGCCGAAGAGCUUGGAAGACGUGUAUAAGUCACAUCUGGAGAAUACAAGAACAACUGCGACUGUGGACUCCGCACGAGCCAAUCUUGCAGGCACCUUUGUCAAUGCGUUUGUAAACGCCGGUUUUGGUAACGACAAGCUCAUGGUUGAAGCCGAGGAGGGCAACAGCUGGAUAUACAAGAACAAGGAUCACGGCAUGAUGAGUGCUGCGGCAAGUCUGGGUCUGAGUUUGCUCUGGGACACGGACGUCGGUCUCAGCCAUGUUGACAAAUAUACCUACGCCUCUGAGGAGUACAUCAAGGCUGGCGCUCUUCUUGCUACUGGUAUCCUCAACACUGGCGUCCGUACGGAAGCUGAUGCAGCGCUCGCCCUACUUGGUGAAUAUGUCGAGAACAAGUCUGUACCUCUUAAGACCAGCGCCAUCGUUGGUCUUGGAUUAGCUUAUGCAGGUUCACAUCGAGAAGACCUUCUCCAAUUGCUCUUGCCGCAUGUUGCCGAUGACGCUGUUUCUAUGGAAGUUGCUUCAUUAUCCGCUCUCGCUCUCGGUUUCGUCUUCGUUGGAAGUGGGAAUGGUGAAAUUGUGAGUACGAUCUUGCAGACGCUGAUGGAGAGGGAGGACAGCCAAUUGGGAGAGAAGUGGGCGAGGUAUAUGGCGCUUGGGUUGGCUCUCGUGAACCUUGGCCUCCAAGAUGGUUCAGACGCCACUAUCGCGACUCUGCAAGCGAUUGAGCAUCCUAUUUCUAAGCAGGCUGAAGUCCUUGUGGACAUGUGUUCAUUUGCUGGAACUGGUAACGUCUUGAAGGUGCAAGCCUUCCUCCACCACUGCGAUGAACAUAUCGUCAAAGACAAAGAGGAGAAGAAGGAAGAGAAGAAGGAAGAAAAUGAGAAGAAAGAAGGUGAAAAGGAGGGGGAGUCGGAGGAGGGGAAAAAGGAGGAGAAGCCGAAGGAUGAUACCUUCCAGGCCUUCGCUGUUCUGGGUAUUGCUUUAGUUGCAAUGGGUGAGGAUGUCGGUGCAGAGAUGUCAAUGCGGAUGUUCAACCACCUGAUGCACUACGGUGAACCAAUCAUUCGCAAAGCCGUCCCACUUGCCCUCGGUCUCGUCAGCGCGUCAAAUCCUCAGCUCCCCAUCCUCGACACGCUUUCCAAGUACAGUCACGACAACGAUCUCCAAGUCGCCCUCAAUGCCAUUUUUGCCAUGGGGUUAGUCGGUGCGGGUACAAACAAUGCACGUCUUGCACAGAUGCUUCGACAAUUGGCAGGAUACUACUACAAGGAGCCUGAUUGCCUGUUUGUCGUUCGUAUUGCGCAGGGUCUGGUGAACAUGGGCAAGGGCACGAUUUCAAUUAACCCUUUCUUCAUGGAUCGGCAGAUCAUGAGCAGGACGGCUGUUGCUGGUCUUCUGGCUACCCUUAUAGCCUUCAUUGAUGCCAAGUCAUUCGUGCUUGACAAGUACCAUUGGUUCUUGUACUUCCUGGUGACAGCCAUGUACCCAAGAUUCUUGAUCACCCUCGAUGAGAAGCUAGAGAGUUUCCCUGUUACAGUUCGCGUUGGCCAGGCCGUCGACGUUGUUGGUCAAGCAGGAAAGCCACGGACCAUCUCCGGCUUCCAGACACAUUCGACACCAGUGCGGUUGGGUACAACCGAACGUGCAGAGUUGGCGACGGAGGAGUACAUUCCAUUUGCACAUGUACUUGAAGGUCUUGUCAUCCUGCAGAAAAACCCGGGGUACGAAAAGGAAGACAAGAUGGAGGUGUAGACAGUACGAUUUGUAUAAUUGUCUUUCUUAUGUUUUGGACGUUUUCAUUUCCCCCAAUUAUUUCCUGCAUAUAUUGAGUGCGAGCGCUAAGCAACGAUCGUCGGGCUCAUCCUGAGUCGCUGAAAGUCUAUGUAUUCGAACUUCUACCUCGUU
Somion occarium is the source of this 3114-nucleotide messenger RNA. The record is from the annotation of a GenBank genome assembly. Lineage: Eukaryota; Fungi; Basidiomycota; Agaricomycetes; Polyporales; Cerrenaceae.